Molecule: messenger RNA, 1335 nt
Organism: Tachyglossus aculeatus (Australian echidna)
Lineage: Eukaryota; Metazoa; Chordata; Mammalia; Monotremata; Tachyglossidae
Gene: CALHM1
Product: calcium homeostasis modulator 1
Exons: 3
Coding region: 1-1335 (444 amino acids)
Molecular function (GO): monoatomic cation channel activity
Source: RefSeq, a predicted model, not a curated record
AUGGAUAAAUUCCGGAUGAUCUUCCAGUUCCUUCAGUCCAAUCAGGAGUCCUUCAUGAACGGGAUCUGUGGGAUCAUGGCCCUGGCCAGUGCCCAGAUCUACUCGGCCUUCGACUUCAACUGCCCCUGCCUGCCCGGCUACAACCUGGCUUACAGCGCGGGCAUCCUCCUGGUGCCCCCGGCCGUGCUCUUCCUGCUGGGCCUGGUCAUGAACAACAACGUGUCCGUGCUGGCUGAGGAGUGGAAGCGGCCACCGGGCCAGCGGGGCAAGGACCCCUCCGUGCUGCGCUACAUGUUCUGCUCCAUGGCUCAGCGGGCCAUGAUCGCCCCCGUCGUCUGGAUCUCCGUCACCCUGCUGGACGGCAAGUGCUUCGUGUGUGCCUUCAGCACGGCCGUGCCCGUGGAGGCCCUGGGCAACGCCAGCCACCCGGGGCUGGCGGAGCGGGAGCUGGGCAAGAUGCUGGCACGGAUUCCCUGCCAGGAGAUCUACGACGGGAACCAGUUGCUGGCCAGGGGGGUGGCCGUGCGCUACCUGCGCUGCAUCUCCCAGGCUCUGGGCUGGUCCUUCGUGCUGCUGAUGACCCUACUGGCAUUUGUGGUGCGCUCCGUUCGGCCCUGCUUCACCCAGGCGGCUUUCCUCAAGAGCAAGUACUGGUCCCAUUACAUCGACAUCGAGCGCAAGCUCUUCGACGAAACCUGCACGGAGCACGCCAAGACCUUUGCCAAGGUCUGCAUCCAGCAGUUCUUUGAAGCCAUGAACCAGGACCUGGCCCUGGGCCACUCCCACCCGCCCCCCCCGAAGCCCGCCCCAGAGGCAGAGGGCGAGAAGGAGAAGCUGCGGGGCAUCACGGACCAGGGCACCGUGAACAAACUGCUCAAGAGCUGGCACAAGUGCAAGCCGCCUCUCCGCCUGGACCCGGACGGGCCGCUCACCGGGAACGGCUGGACCAGGGUGGGAUUGGGGGAGGAACUCAGCCAGACCCCCGCUCCCAGAAAGGAGGUGGCCGUCUACUACAGUAAGCCAGUGAGUCAGUGGGCGGCCCGCCAGGAAGCUGCCCAAAAGGCGCUCCGCCCCCCCCGGGGCCCCCGCCCCGGGAACCCCGCCCAAGGCCUCCGAGCCUCGGGACCCUCAGGCCGCGCCCUGCGAGAUUCGGGACCCCUAGGCCUCGGGCUCCCAGCCUCGGGACCCUUAGACCGCCGGCUCCGAGAGUCAGAAACUUCAGACCGCAGGCUGCGAGAUUCGGGACCCUUAGACCUCAGGCUCCGAGCCUCGGGACCCUUGGACCGCGCCCUUCGAGAUUCAGGCCCCGCAGGCUGCGAGAUUCGGGACCCUUAG